CGACUGGAAUAGAGAGAGUCGGCUUCGUCAAGAGCGCCAAUCUGCAAUUUUCAAAUGUUAUUCAUCACUGAAACUCUGAGAAUUGAUCAGUGAAAACAAAGGAACUGUGCAAAUGCCGCCAAGAUCCUAUGAUGGACCGGGAGGCUAACCUUCCUCCACCCAACAUUGAUCUCGGCCGUCCCAUCAUCAACUCCGAUACCACCACGGAAACCACUUCCUCUUCUUCCACGUCGGAAUCUCUCCGCCAUGCUCAAGCCGCCUACAAGCGCUACCGUCCCAUCGUCAACUCCGAUACCACCACCGCAACCACUUCCUCUUCUUCUUCUUCAUCUUCGACGCCCGAAUUUUUCCGGCAUUUUCAAGCUGCUUUCAAGCGCCACCGCCCCACCGGUACUAUGCAGAGACACAAUUUGUUGCCCGUGCGUAAAUCGGUUCCACAACGUGACUCGUCUAUAACUGCUGCAGCUUCUUCUAAGGAGGGUCCUAAUAAGAACUUUCAUGAUGUCAUCAUUCCGUCAAGUCAGGUUCGAGCUAGUAAUGAUUCAAGUUCAACUAUUAUACACUCCAAGAAUUCUGCAGUUGCUGCUGUUAGGGAAACUCAAGAAGAUGCAUCAAUAACCCCUCCUUUUAUCUCAGGCACCACUAUCACUAAGACCUUCGAAGAGAGUUUUAACCCAUCUCAAUUGCAAGGACAUCAAUCUAAAUCAGUAAUUGACUGUAAAGAGAAUAAUAAUCCUAUGCCCUCUUCAAAUGUAGAGCAUGUUGAUUGCAAAAGAAAGGUUCAGUUCUCAAUGGCUAACAAUGCUACUUCCCAGGGGGCCGAUCAUCAAAUGGCCACUGGAUUGGAGAACUUAUCUUCUCAUAUGAGUUCACUUGCAUUGACAGAGAUGGAAUGGGUCACAAGCAACCCAGUUGAGGCAAUGAAUGAUAUCGGUGAUGAAUUGAAGCACCAAAAUCUUCAGAUCAUGGAAUCUGAUAUACGUUCGAGGUUGGAUGGUACAGGAUCUUCAUUGGCGAAAAGAAUUAUGGCAGCCCAGGACCAACUGCAUCAAUAUAAACAUUUCUUAAGCCAACCUGCCACUCAAUCUUCAGUUAUAGGUGCAUCAUGUCCUACCACAACAUCCAUCCAUUCUACCUCAGCGCCCAUUCUUAACUCAACAACCUAUUGCUCUCAUUCACAUCUAGAGGGUGGUAUUCAAGUGGCAGGUGAACCACUGACAGAUUUUAAUGCAAGUUCUCAUCAGACAAGUCAAAAAAACAUGAACCAGCUGUCUUGUCCUUCGAAGGACACAAGUGUGAUGCUAGUUGACCCGGCAGCUACUUUGGCGCAGGCUUCCAUUUCUGCUAUUGAUGCCCAAAUGAAGGAACAUCACCUGCCAUUGGAAAGACCGGGCAGCCAGAUUAACGGAACUGACAUUUCGAAGAAUCCUUCCUAUGCUGGUGAAAACUUAACUAAAAAAAGAGGAUCAGAAGAUGGUGUUGCUGAUGUACAAUCUCAGGAUCCGUCAUCCAAAAACCUACCUUCAGACGUCAUGUUGGAGUCCUGUAAGCCAGUUAAACAAGAAAAGGUCACAGGUAGUAAAGCUGCUUCGAUGCCUCAUAAAAAGAAUUAUGACCCUGACUUAUUCUAUAAAGUUAAUGGGAAGCUUUAUCAGAAGCUUGGUAAAAUAGGCAGUGGAGGAAGCAGUGAGGUCCACAAAGUCAUUUCUUCUGACCGUACAAUCUAUGCACUAAAGAAAAUUAAACUCAAGGGCCGUGAUUAUGCAACUGCAUAUGGUUUUUGUCAGGAGAUCUUAUAUCUAAACAAACUGAAGGGAAAGAGCAACAUUAUACAGUUAGUAGAUUACGAGGUGACAGAUAAGAGUUUGCUCCGUGAAGUGAUGAAUGAAUCCAUGAGUAACAAGGAUGCCAGAGUUAAGGAUGAUGGAUUUAUAUAUAUGGUCCUUGAACAUGGGGAAAUUGAUUUGGCUCACAUGUUGUCGCAGAAAUGGAAGGAAAUGGAUAGCACCAAGCAGACCAUAGAUGAGAAUUGGCUAAGAUUUUACUGGCAGCAAAUACUCGAAGCUGUCAACACCAUACACGAGGAACGCAUAGUGCAUUCUGACUUGAAGCCAGCUAAUUUUCUUCUUGUUAAAGGUUUUCUGAAGUUGAUUGAUUUUGGUAUUGCUAAAGCCAUAAUGAGCGAUACAACCAACAUUCAAAGGGAUUCACAGGUAGGUACGCUAAGUUACAUGUCACCUGAGGCAUUUAUGUGCAAUGAGCGUGAUGCGAAUGGAAAAACUAUAAAAUGCGGUCGGUCAUCAGAUAUAUGGUCUCUUGGCUGCAUACUUUACCAAAUGGUAUACGGAAGAACCCCUUUUGCCGAGUACAAGACGUUUUGGGCGAAGUUCAAAGUUAUAACUGACCCAGACCAUAAAAUAACUUAUGAACCAGUUUCCAAUCCAUGGCUUCUUGAUCUUAUGAAAAAUUGUCUAACCUGGGAUCGUAACCAAAGAUGGAGAAUUCCUCAACUUCUCCAACACCCUUUUAUCGUUCCGCCCAUCCCGACUCAACAGGAAGAAGAAAACAAGUUGCUUCGACUCAUUGCUGAAGGCUGUGGUGAUAAUCAGGAAGCUCUAAAACUUUGUUCUGAUCUACGACAACUACAUAAGGAUCCAAUAGCAUGUCUGACAUCUGAGUCGUUACUACCAUCAGAAAACCCGCAAUGUAAGUUGCUAUCUCAAAUGUCCAUGCUUUGCCUUCAACUCAAGGAACAUUUGUCCAAGUUGGAAACGCAACAGAAAUAGAUUCAGCUGUGUUAAAUGUCUGGGAAGUCCCUUUUGUUUGCAUGAAAUUGAAGGGAAUUUUUGUGAGAAAUUAUGGAUCAAUUUGUCAAUCCUCAGUCACUUCGAUUGUAAAAUUGUAAUCAUCCAUGCGCCUGUAUUUUGUACGAGUUGAAUUAUGUUCUCUCCUGUUGUGUGUAUAAUAGAGUUUCAGACAUCUUUUGGACGUUGAAUACAUAAAUGCAGAAAGUCUAUUGGGGUACGUACGCGCACCAAAAUAGACACUAAUUAUAGAUUAUUUUAA
Molecule: messenger RNA, 3066 nt
Organism: Mercurialis annua (annual mercury)
Lineage: Eukaryota; Viridiplantae; Streptophyta; Magnoliopsida; Malpighiales; Euphorbiaceae
Product: serine/threonine-protein kinase MPS1
Exons: 6
Coding region: 129-2786 (885 amino acids)
Biological process (GO): protein localization to kinetochore; mitotic spindle assembly checkpoint signaling; peptidyl-serine phosphorylation
Cellular component (GO): kinetochore; nucleus; spindle
Molecular function (GO): ATP binding; protein serine/threonine kinase activity; protein serine/threonine/tyrosine kinase activity
Source: RefSeq, a predicted model, not a curated record